Molecule: messenger RNA, 2054 nt
Organism: Argiope bruennichi
Lineage: Eukaryota; Metazoa; Arthropoda; Arachnida; Araneae; Araneidae
Exons: 8
Coding region: 103-1836 (577 amino acids)
Source: RefSeq, a predicted model, not a curated record
ACAGGGUAUAUAAAUUCCAGCUAAGCCAGCCGUCGGCCUCUUACUUCAGCUGAAGUACAGUCCUGCUUCUUUCGAAAGAAUCUUUUUCCCGAAGAUAUCGAGAUGAUUGGCCGUCAAACAAGACCUGCCAGGCACCGUCUGCUUAUUAUUUUCUACCUGCUUUGCUCUGUACUGGCUCUGACCCCGACUAUUAUGGCCCCGCCGGAAAGACAAAGGUCUCUUCCAAAAGGUAGCAUGGAAACUGUAGGUGGGUUUCCUAGGGGUCAGCCUGAAGCUAUGCAGGAGAUGGAUAACCUCUUCGCUCAUGAGGAGUUUGUGAAGAAAGACCUUAAUUUCCCUAAUGAUGCACUCGAAGGAUACCCAGCUUUGCUAACGUAUAAAACCUCUCAUCUUUUGGCUGAAGCAGAAAAAAUGUUGCAAAGUGUUAAAAACCUGAAGGAACGCCGUUUUGUAGGAGCAUUUAUUCAACGCAUAAAGUUUUUGGCGAAUAUCUUGGAUCAGAGCGUUUCUGAUAAUAACCCUGAAAUCCUGGAACAGAAUUCCACAUUUGAACGAAUUUUGGAACCAGUCAGCACAACCCCGCUUGAUAAUGCUGUUGUUUCACCUACGCCUUCAGAAUUGCAAGAAUCGGCCGUCCGCGAAACCGACCAAAAGCAACAGGGUGAUAAAAUGACGUCCAAGACAUCUAAAUUCUUGCCAAAUACAGAUUAUCCUGCCUCGGAAACUUCUGUUACCAAGCUAGAAAUGCAGCCAAUGCUUGAUAAGAAAUCAGAGGAAUAUGAAGAAGACGAAUUGGUAAAAGAAUUGAGAAAUUUACAUAAAAUUAUUGCUUCGGACAUCUUGCAAAAAAAUAUAACACCUCAGGAAGCUGAGCUAGCAUCAGUUGAACCGUCGACAACAUCAGAGGAAGUUACUUCAGAAGCUCCUCCUAAGAGAAUGAGCAUAAUGGCAUCAAAUAAACUGGCCCUGGAGCGUGAGAAGUCCCGGAUUAAACAAAACCUUGCCGAAGAGGUGGCUGAAUUACAGCGUUUAGGAGAACCCGAAGAGGAAAUCUUGAGUUCAUUGCACUUGAAUAAUCAUCGAUUUCAUGGCUCAAUGCAUCCUAUGAUGUUUGGUCAAAAAUUAAACGCUGAAAAUUUGGAUCACGCAGAUAAUGGAAAAUACUUCCAAAACGUCCAAGAUGUAAGCACUAAUGAUGCAAUGAUUUCGCAUAUCAAACCUAGAAUUUGGAGACCACGAGUCGUUCAUCUUCCUUAUAAUCCAUAUAAACAUGUCCACAUGAAUAACUCUUUCCAGAGAAGUCCAGUCAACCAACAAGUACUUGCUCGGAAAUACCAAACUCAUAUGGCAAAUAACCCUCUCCGCACUAACCAACAAAUUUAUCAAGAUGGCAUCAAGAACACUAUACAGAAGCUUCAGAAACAACAUCAGGAUUUUCUUAUGAAGAAUCAGAUCUCACAAAUGCAGAAACAGGCACCUCAGAAUUUACCAAAUCCGGAGCAAAAUCUCUCUUUGGGUCUUUAUCAUCCAGAUGCGAAGCAUAUUUAUAAGCCAUACCCUUACUUCUACAAUCCUCAAAACUUAACAGCUCCUGAGCCUCAAACCAUGGAUAAUCCUUUCGAACCCCAAGUAAUUGCAAGCCACAAGAUCAGCAGCGAGCUCAGUGACGAGAUGAAAAGGCAGUUAAGAGAUGGGAAAGUUAUACUACUUUCAGAUAGUGUCGUGCGUUCCAAUUUUGGGCCCGAUACUGAAAAGAACGAGGCAAAAAAUGCUACGGAACCUAAGGUCCAAGAAGCGAAAAAAGAGAGCAAGAAUGAAGCUCAAGCACCAAAAUAAUUUUAUGCACUGGAACUGAGCACAUCCUCCAUUUUUUUUAAACAUUUUAUGGAAUAAGGAAUAUAAAAAACGAAUGAUAUUAGAUAUGAUAACUACCGGACAUGUACGUGCCAUAAAAUAUGCCAAUAUACUUGGAACUAUUUAAUUAUUAUCGUGUAUGUGAAUCCUAAUUUUCAAAAUUUGAUUUUAGAUUUUGAAUAUUUAUGGAGGAUUAAGCA